Callorhinchus milii (elephant shark) is the source of this 3861-nucleotide messenger RNA. Its product is annotated as patched domain-containing protein 3-like. Gene Ontology annotation, cellular component: membrane. Lineage: Eukaryota; Metazoa; Chordata; Chondrichthyes; Chimaeriformes; Callorhinchidae. The transcript is spliced from 4 exons. Bases 121 to 2721 code for a protein of 866 amino acids. The record is from RefSeq and is a predicted model, not a curated record.
CAGAGUCAGGGACCUGCCUUCAGUCGAAUGACACACUUCCUGUACAGGUGUUAUUUUACACAUCAAUGUAUUGGCUUUAAUCCGAGAGAGCUUCAGUCUGCUGACUGCCCAGUGUAGACCAUGGCUCGGUGUCACACUGACUGUCUGGAGAAACCUCUCUGUAAAGUGUUCGGGAAGUUGGGAGCCCUCGUUGGGCGAUAUCCAUGGUGGUUUUUGGUGAUUCCUCUGAUCAUUUCUACAGCUCUCGGCGCAGGGUUUUAUUUCUUUGAGCAAAAUGAAGCGAAUGACAUAGAGGAGCAGUUCACUCCUAUUCACGGUCAGGCAAAGUCUGAGAGAGAGUUUAUUAUGAAACACUUUCCAACUCAUGAUUCUCUGCCCUUCUCGGCGCCGAGGCUCUACACAGAGGGGACCUUUGCUUCUUUCAUCGCUGUUGCUAAAGGUGGCAACGUCCUCACAGAGGCAGCAUUUAAAGAGAUUCUGCGGCUCGAUGGGGAAGUUAAAGGGUUUGUUGUUGAUAAGAAUAACUAUUCCAGUCUUUGUGCCAAAGCAGGAGAUUCCUGCUUCUCCAAUGUAAUGUUAGACUGUAUACAGUACGAUGCUAGUCUAGUGGAGAGCUUUAAAUUUACUUAUCCCGUCCAGAAUAGCACAGAAUGUAAUGGUUUCAUUGGUUUGUCUGUGGGGGGAGUGAAGUUAGAGGGAAAUUAUAUUAAAACAGCUUCUGCUGUUAGACUUGAUUAUUAUUUACGAGAUGACGACGCAGCAGAAAAUGUAGUUUACGAGCGGUGGCUGAAGAAGUUUGUUGAAGAUCUUCAAAACAAAUCAACAAAUCUGCAGUAUAUUCAGGUUUCAUAUUACACUUCCGUAUCAAGACAGACAGAGUUUGAAGGAAGCACCAAAGAAAUUGUACCACUAUUUUCAAUCACCUAUUUCCUUUCAAUAUUCUUUUCCAUUGUGUCUUGUACGAGGUUGGACCCUAUAAGGAAUAAGUUCUGGGUGGCUGCUCUGGGAGUGAUAUCAGCUGGAUUAGCUGUGCUCACAGGCUUUGGACUGCUGCUGUUUUGUGGGGUUUCAUUUGCCAUCAACACAGCUAAUGCACCAUUCCUCAUUCUCGGUAUUGGUGUUGAUGACAUGUUCAUUAUGCUCUCCAGUUGGCAGAAGACAAAGGUUCAUGCUAAAAUCGAAGAUCGCAUGGCAGCCACAUAUGCUGAAGCUGCCGCUUCCAUUACCAUAACGACUCUGACUGAUGUGAUAGCCUUUUACAUUGGUGUCAUGACACCUUUUCGAUCUGUGCAGUCAUUUUGCUUGUAUACAGGUACUACCGUUUUGUUCUGCUUCAUUUACAACAUUACAUUUUUUGGGGCGGUUCUGGCACUGAAUGGGAGAAGAGAAAACAGUAACAGGCAUUGGCUGACUUUCAGGAAGAUUCAAAUGCACCAUCAACCAGGAGAAUCGAAAUUCUAUGGAAUGUGCUGUGUUGGUGGGGAGUAUGAUGAGAUGUCCGGUGCUGAAACAGAGCAUCCAAUUUAUCUCUUCUUUAAGAAAUAUUAUGGCCCAUUCCUCACCAAUAUAUGGACCAAGGUAUUUGUGGUACUGCUGUAUGCAGGGUAUUUGGCAGGUGGUAUCUAUGGCUGUUUCCAGUUACAGGAAGGAUUUGAUCUUAGAAAUCUGGCCACUGACAAUUCAUAUGUGAUUAAAUUCUAUGACCAUGAAGAUAUGUUUUUCUCACAAUAUGGCCCUCGGGUCAUGGUAUCAGUCUCAGAAUCAGUGGACUAUUGGAACACCAGUGUUCAGACUGAAAUUGAACGCUGUAUGGGCAAAUUUGAAAAUAGCAUUUAUGUAGAUCAGAGUCUAUCAGAGUCUUGGCUUCGAACAUACAUUGACAUUUCUAAACUGAUGUCUAUUGAUAUAACGGCGUCUGAUUCCUUCAUAGCAAAUUUACCUAAAUUGUUUAAGAUUGUCCCUUUAUUUCAACAAGAUAUUGAACUCUCACAAGAUAAUAAAAGCAUAACAGCAUCACGGUUUUUUAUUCAGACCAAAAAUGUCAAUGACUCAAUUGCCGAAAAAANCAUGAUGACUGAACUGAGAGAUCUGGCCGAGAGCUGUACAAUCCCUUUACAAGUGUAUCAUUCAGCGUUCAUUUACUUUGAUCAAUAUCUUGUUAUACAGAUCAACACAAUACAGAAUGUGGCUGUGGCAGCAGGUGCAAUGCUGGUUGUUGCCUUGUUGUUAAUUCCGAAUCCAAUUUGUUCUGUGUGGGUGACAUUAGCUGUCGCCUCUAUUUUAGCUGGUGUGGCUGGUUUCAUGGCUCUGUGGGAUGUUAAUCUAGACUCCAUAUCUAUGAUUAAUCUGGUUAUUUGUAUUGGGUUUUCAGUUGACUUCACAGCCCAUAUUUCAUAUGCAUUUGUUUCAAAUGACAAAGCAAGUGCCAAUGAACGUACCAUCGAAGCAUUGUACACUCUUGGCUAUCCCAUUAUCCAGGGGGCGCUUUCCACUAUUCUGGGUGUUGUUGUGUUGGCUGCUGCAAACAUUUACAUAUUUCGGACAUUUUUCAAAAUCAUGUUUCUUGUCAUAUUGUUUGGUGCAAUUCAUGGCAUCGUCUUUAUGCCGGUGUUUCUGACAUUUUUUGGAAUAUGUGGCAAGCGAAAGGUUAACAAAGGAAAGGCGAUACCAAUUGGAAUGGGAAGUACUACAAAAAAGCAGUUAAAUAUUGAUGGGUUUUAGACUUGAGACCUUCAACCCUCCCUUGCCUCCUUCAAGACCCAUCUCAAGAUCCUCCUCUUCAACCGUGCCUUCGGUCAUCCUCAUUCCCCCACUGCCCUUCAUCCUCCCCGAUCCCGACCCCCAGCUCAGGUCCGAAACACUGAUUGUCCAGCACCUUGGGAUGUCCUCCUGACGUGAAAGGAGCUAUACAAAUGUAAUUUUCUUCUGAACAGCUGCCAUGUACAUUUUCAUACUUAAACUACUCUUGGUUUAGACCAAACACAUGAAAGAAUCAACACAAUGCUUUUGUACUUCACCCAAUAUUACAUUGCAUCACACAGCUCCUAUAUUUUUUCAUCAUAAUACUGCAAUUGUUUUUACACUGGACACACAAGAGAAUAAGAUGGAAGUAUUUCACAGGGUUUACUGUAAUGUUUUGUGACUGUGCAUUUUGUAGACAAAACAGGAUAAAAUAUUCUCACAGAGCCCAUGAUUUUUUUUGCUUAUCUCAGAAGCCCUUGUCCUCUUUAUUUUUCCAUUAUUGUCUACCUGAGGUCCAAAAUUUUCAUGAUUUUAAUCUGAAGAUCAUUGUCUUAAAAUGCAAGAACCUGCAGAUUUUUUGAAGAAAUAGAAUAUUCAGAACAACUGGCAUUUAGAUAGCGCUCUUCACGAAAGUCAAAUUAUAAACAAAAAAUAAAUUUGACAUUAAAAUUCAGGUUUAAUUUGCGAUCCAUUUUUCUGCAGGGUUUUUUAAGAACUGUUUCUGGACACAAUUUAGAAUUUUAAGACAAAGGUCUGAAGGGUGCUUUCUAUUAAAAAAGACCUAUUCCUAUCAAGUUUGUUUCGUUCAAACGGUGUAUUAUCUGGACUCCAAUCUGCACAUUUAACAUUCUCAGGAAAUGUUCACAAGUAUGUUCCCGUCUCCCAAAGUUAAUCGAAGCUAAAACUCUAAAAUAUCGACCUAUUCAAUGUAUUUCAGAAUUUCAAUGUAUAUUGUAAACACAAAUUUGCAUAGUUACGUAGGUUGCGGGCAAAAUAUUUUUACUGGAAAUGCUGAUUUAUGUAUUUUGAAAUGCAGAGGUUUUGUUAAUCUUGUCAAGCAUUUAAAAGCAUUCAAGACUGAGAUAGAUACAUUUCUUAUUGCAAAAGGGAUUAAGGGAU